This is a messenger RNA of Vespula vulgaris, 2253 nucleotides long. RefSeq names its product syntenin-1-like. Gene Ontology annotation, cellular component: cytoplasm; plasma membrane. The transcript has 8 exons. Lineage: Eukaryota; Metazoa; Arthropoda; Insecta; Hymenoptera; Vespidae. The record is from RefSeq and is a predicted model, not a curated record. The coding region runs from base 366 to 1271 and encodes 301 amino acids. Gene Ontology annotation, molecular function: protein binding.
AUCGUGCGUAAUGAACUGAGAGUAUGAAAAAAUCAAUUAUACACUAAAAAUUUAUUAUAUAUCGAAUAGAGAAUGCAAUUGUGAUCUACGUCAAUGCAUCUGUUAUACUUGAUGUUGCUGACGUAUUAGAUAAAGUUUAGAUUUGACAACACUGGAUAUAGUACAAAUGUUAUCGCAAAUUCUGAAACAGUGUCAGUUGAGUAUGAGUCAAUAGAAGAACUAUAUGCUUCACUGAGUGUGUACGCAUCGACGUACUAAUAACGCACUUUAUCUCAGUAGUUUUUUGACAGUUUGUCCUUCUUUACAAGUUUUACAUAUAUCAACGUUUAUUCUUGGUUUACAAGUGUUAAUCAAAAACAUACAAAAUGUCUUUCUAUCCGACUCUGGAAGAUAUGAAGGUGGAUCAUAUGAUGAAAGCUCAAAUGCAAGAGGAGUCUCAAUAUAUUACUCCGCCAUCAAUUGAACCUAUGGCACCUUCUGCUCCUGUUUUUGAUUCUUCUCCAUCUGGCCCUAUAUAUCCUUCUUUAGGAAAUUAUAUGGGUUUGGAGUUAAGCAAUGAAAUAAUUUCAAACAAUUUACCUGAACAAACUGUUUCUACAAACAAUAGGACAGGAAUACUUGCAGAAACAUCCAGAAUAUCAUCUGGUAUGAUAGCACCACUUUCUGGACAAUCUUUGGGUCUGCAACGAGCACAAGUUACAAAUGGGAUUAGAGAGCUAACAUUAUGCAAAGAUAAAGAUAGAAAAGUAGGCCUAAGAGUGCAUUCAGUAAAUAAUGGUAUCUUUGUAUGUCUUGUAAGUCAAGAUUCUCCAGCUGCACUUGCAGGAUUGCGUUUUGGUGAUCAAAUUUUAAGUAUUAAUGAUGAAUGUAUAGCUGGUUAUACAAUGGACCAAGUGCACAAACUGUUUCGUAAUGCUGAUGUUAAUGGUAUUAAAGUUGUUGUGCGUGAUAGACCAUUUGAACGUACUGUAACUAUGCAUAAAGAUAGUUCUGGCAGUAUGGGAUUUCAAUUUAAAAAUGGAAAAAUAAUUGCAUUAGUAAGAGAUUCUUCAGCUGCACGAAAUGGAUUAUUAAUUGAUCACCAGAUACUAGAAAUUAAUGGCAAGAAUGUGGUUGGGUUGAAGGACAAACAAAUUACAACAGAAAUAGAUAAUGGUGGAUAUGUUAUUACAGUUACUGUAAUUCCAUCAUAUAUUUAUGACCACAUGGUUAAAAAGAUGUCAACCAGUUUAUUAAAAACAUUAAUGGAUCAUUCUGUGCCAAUUGUAUAAAGAAUUACAACCUACAAAUUAAAAAAUCUACUCUUUGGUUACAUUCUAUAUUUUAUAAUGAGAAACUACAUAUAUCAAGAUAAUCUUAAUAUUGUCAUAACAUUUAUGAUAAGUAUUCUAUAAAUAUUCCACUAUUGCACAAAAUGUUAUUACACAGUACUGAUGCAGCACACAUAACAUAUUAAUUCUUAUUAGUAUAUGUAUAUGUUGAGUGAUUUUUAGAUAUAAAAGAAAAAAAUAAGCAAGAUAUUAACAACGCACAUAAAAAUUUUUAAUUUCAAUAUUUUUACAUCAUGUGAUAAUAGCACUUUCAUUUAAUAUGUAUACAUAAUGUAAGAAGGUAUUUUUUAUUUGUAUUUUGUUCCGUAACUGUUGAAUACUUUGAUUAUUUUAUUAUAUAUUUAUUGUUUAUGUACUGUUUAAAACAUAAAAGAUACAAUAGCAAUAAAGAUUGCUAUACACAUUUAUAUUUUAAAAUUAGAUGGUAUAUAAUGCUGCAUUCAUUUAUGUUUAUCAAUGAUAUUUUUCAUUAAAAGACUGUUAUUUUAUAGAGACAACAAUAGAAGAAAAAGUCAAAUAUUUAAUAAAAACAACAAUUUAAAUUGGCUUAGUGCUUAAUAUAGUUAGAUAUGAACUAUAUAUAGAAAAUUGCUCAUGUUAUUCUAUUAUUGUUGCAUGAGAGAACUUAAAUACCCAUAUGUCUAUAGAUCCAAUGUCUAUAUGAUAUACAUAUUUUUUUACAAUACUCUUCUUUAUUGCCAAUGUUAGUAUGGUGUUAUUUCUAUUAUACAUAAAUUUGUUAAAUAUACAGUCUAUAUCUUAUGUAGAAAAAUGUCAUAUAUACAGUAUAUUAGCAUAUUGUUAUUCCCUUUUGUGCCACAUUUUAUAAUAGAAUUUCACUAUUUAGUUACGUAUAUAAAAAUAAAAAUAUGUAAACAUUGUAAAUGUUAAGACAAAAAGUAAUAAAUUAAAUGAUCAAUUA